Molecule: messenger RNA, 2721 nt
Organism: Pipistrellus nathusii (Nathusius's pipistrelle)
Lineage: Eukaryota; Metazoa; Chordata; Mammalia; Chiroptera; Vespertilionidae
Source: the annotation of a GenBank genome assembly
AUGACAGAGCUGAAGGCAAAGGCGUCCCGGGCUCCCCACGUGGUGGGCGGCGCGCCCUCCCCCAGCCAGGCCGGCUCUGCGCUGCUGGGGCGCCCGGACGCCGGCCCCUUCCCGGCCGCGGGCCAGACCCCGGCCGCCGCCGCCGCGCCCGGCUGCCUGGGCGGGCUGCCCUUCCCUCGGCUCUGCCGGGGGCCCGACCCAGACCCUGACCCCGACGGCAAGGCGCUGUCCCACGCGGAGGGCGCGUAUCCCAGAGUCGGAGCCACAGGAGGCGCCGGGAGAGCCCCCGAGAAGGACAGCGGGCUGCUGGACAGCGUCCUGGACACGCUGCUGGCGCCCUCGCCCUCGGGCCCCGGGCAGAGCCACGCCAGCCCUCCCGCCUACGAGGCCGGCGGCCUCUGGUGCCUGUUUGGCCCCGAGCUCCCCGAGGGACCCCCGGCGGUGCCCGCCGCCCCGACCGGCGCGCUGCCCGCGCUCAUGAGCCGCCCGGAGAGCAAGGCGGGCGGCGACGGCGCCUACAGAGCGCUUCCCACGGGGCUGUCCCCGAACCGGCAGCUGCUGCUGCCCUCGGCCUCCUCCUCCGGCCACCAGCCCUGGCCCGGGGCCCCGGGGAAGCCCGCCGCGCUGGAGGUGGAGGUGGAGGAGGGGGGCUCCGGGUCCCCGGGCGCGGUGGCAGCGCUCCUGAAGGGCAAACCCCGAGCCGAGGGAGGAGGCGCCGCCGCCGCCGCCGCCGGGGCCAGCGCGCCCGGGGCGGCCGAAGGAGGCGGCGCCCUGGUCCCCAAGGAGGAUCCCCGCUAUCCGGCGGCGCCCCCCCGGGUCGCCCUGGCGGAGCAAGAGCCGCCGCCGCUGCCGGCGGGGCCCGGGCGCCCCCCGGUGACCACCAUGGUGAUGGAUUUCAUCCACGUGCCCAUCCUGCCCAUCAACCCGGCCCUGCUGGCCGCGCGCACCCGGCAGCUGCUGGAGGGGACGGACGGCUCGGACGGCGGCGGGGUCAGCGCCUUCGCCCCGCCGCGGGGCUCCCCCUCGGCCUCGUCCCCGCCGGGCGCCGCGGGCGACUUCCCCGACUGCGCGUACCCGCCCGAGCCCGAGCUCUACGGCGACUUCCAGCCGCCGGCGCUGAAGAUCAAGGAGGAGGAGGAGGGCGCCGAGGCCGCCGCGCGCUCCCCGCGCCCCUACCUGGGGGCCGGCGCCGGCCCCGCCGUCUUCCCGGAUUUCCCGCUGGCGCCGCCGCCGCUGCCUCCUCCUCCGCGGGCGCCGUCCUCCAGACCCGGGGAAGCCGCCGGAGCCUCCGCCUCGUCCUCGGCGUCCGCGUCCCCGUCGGGGUCGGGGUCGGGGUCGGCGCUGGAGUGCAUGCUGUACAAGGCGGAGGCCGCGCCGCCGCUGCCCGGCCCGUUCGCGCCGCAGCCCUGCAAGCCGCCCGCCGCCGCCGCCGCCGGGGCGGGCCCCGCGCUCUACCCGCCGCUCGCCAUCAACGGCAUCCCGCCGCUCGGCUACCCCGCCGCCGUGCUCAAGGAGGGGCUGGCGCCCGUCUACCCGCCCUAUCUCAACUACCUGAGGCCAGAUGCCGAAGCCAGCCAGAGCCCACAGUACAGUUUUGAGUCAUUACCCCAGAAGAUCUGCUUAAUCUGUGGGGACGAAGCAUCCGGAUGUCAUUAUGGUGUCCUCACCUGUGGGAGCUGUAAGGUCUUCUUUAAAAGGGCCAUGGAAGGACAGCAUAAUUACUUAUGUGCUGGAAGGAAUGACUGCAUCGUUGAUAAAAUCCGCAGGAAAAACUGCCCAGCAUGUCGCCUUAGGAAGUGCUGUCAGGCCGGCAUGGUCCUUGGAGGUCGAAAGUUUAAAAAGUUCAAUAAAGUCAGAGUGAUGAGGGCACUAGAUGCGGUCGCGCUCCCGCAGACGGUGGCCAUUCCAAAUGAAAGCCAAGCCCUAAGCCAGAGGAUCAGUUUUUCGCCAAGUCAAGACUUACAGUUGGUCCCCUCGCUGAUCAACGUGCUCCUGAACAUUGAGCCAGACAUGGUCUAUGCGGGACACGACAACUCCAAACCUGAUACCUCCAGCGCUUUGCUGACGAGUCUUAACCAACUAGGCGAGAGACAGCUUCUUUCAGUAGUCAAGUGGUCUAAAGCACUGCCAGGUUUUAGAAACUUACAUAUUGAUGACCAGAUAACUCUCAUCCAGUAUUCUUGGAUGAGCUUAAUGGUGUUUGCACUAGGGUGGAGAUCCUACAAACAUGUCAGUGGAAAGAUGUUGUAUUUUGCACCUGAUCUAAUAAUAAAUGAACAGCGGAUGAAGGAAUUAUCAUUCUAUUCAUUAUGCCUUACCAUGUGGCAGAUUCCACAGGAGUUUGUGAAGCUUCAAAUUAGCCAAGAAGAGUUCCUCUGUAUGAAAGUAUUGCUACUUCUUAAUACAAUUCCUCUGGAAGGCCUAAGAAGUCAAAACCAGUUUGAAGAAAUGAGAGCAAGCUACAUUAGAGAGCUCAUCAAGGCAAUUGGUUUGAGGCAAAAAGGAGUUGUCUCUAGUUCACAACGUUUCUACCAUCUUACAAAAUUUCUUGAUAACUUGCAUGAUCUUGUUAAACAACUUCAUCUGUACUGCUUGAAUACAUUUAUCCAGUCCCGGGCACUGAGUGUUGAAUUUCCAGAAAUGAUGUCUGAAGUUAUUGCUGCACAAUUACCCAAAAUCUUGGCAGGGAUGGUGAAACAUCUUCUCUUUCAUAAAAAGUGA